Trachemys scripta elegans is the source of this 10721-nucleotide messenger RNA. It is a transcript of the gene MAML3, whose product is annotated as mastermind like transcriptional coactivator 3. The record is from RefSeq and is a predicted model, not a curated record. Lineage: Eukaryota; Metazoa; Chordata; Testudines; Emydidae. The coding region runs from base 871 to 4131 and encodes 1086 amino acids. Gene Ontology annotation, biological process: Notch signaling pathway; positive regulation of transcription of Notch receptor target. Gene Ontology annotation, cellular component: nuclear speck; nucleoplasm. Gene Ontology annotation, molecular function: transcription coactivator activity. The transcript is spliced from 5 exons.
UGUCCUGAUAUCACUCCGCUGGCAUGGAGGAGGAGGAGGUGGAGGAGGAGAGCACUUGAUCAUUGUGAUGGUGGCAGCAGGAGCAGCAGCAAGCAAAGCAAAGCAUUAGGCUGUAUCAGCUCGGCGAUUGCAAAGACUUCAGCGAUCCACUUUUUCAGAUCGCCCGGAUUGUUCAUGUGUUUACUUCCCCCACCCUGAGGAUUUACUAUUUAGGUUCCUCUUGAAAUGCAACUGAGCAGCCAAAGUACUCAGAACACGGUGCGGCAUAAACACCAAAACUUUUUUCUGGAAGGAAAAUACAAUAAGAAAGCAGCUUUGCUUGUCUUUUGAUGCUGGGGAGUGUGAGUGCGUGUGUGACCAGCGUAUGCCUUUGCUGGAUGUGUGUAUGUGUUUGUGUGUGCAUGCAUGUGGAAGGGUGCGUGUAUUUCUCUCUAUAUUUAUACAUGGGGAGAAAAGUCUUUGGCAAAAUCUCCGGAAAACUCCUGGAAUUUAUUUUGAAAUAAUGGAUUAUAAAAAAGAAAAGGGAGGGCAGGAACUGAUCUGAGCUCUCUUGGAGUUUGCAACCCGAAUUGCUGCUGCUCACUUUGUUGGGAUUCUUUUUACGGUUGUGUAUCUGGUGAUGAUAACCUUUUAGCACUUUUUUUCUUUUGCUCUUUUAUAUAAAUACUGGAGGUUUUCGUAGAGGAUCGGCUGGGGAAAGAGAAAAACAUUCACCUGGGAUCGCUCUUUCCCUUCUACUUGUUGGUGUUUCCCCCCAUGGUUCACUAAAAAGUAUCACCUCAGGACCCCAGAGGAGGCUGCGUGUGUGUGUGUGUGUGAGUGAAGGCGAGGAUAAAAAGUUCUUCCAAAAUAGUGUGCCCGGGGAAGAGGAUGGGGGAUUUUGCAGCCCCCGCUGCCGCCGCGAAUGGCAGCAGUAUUUGCAUCAACAAUAACCUGAACAGCGGCCUCAGCGGGGCCGGUGGUGCCGGUAUCGGGGUUAAUAACACUCCCCACGGUCCUCCUGCUGCUGCUCCCAGUAACAAUAAUACUAAUAGCGGCGGCGGCGGCGGCAUUCCCAAGCACAGCACCGUGGUGGAGAGGCUAAGGCAGCGCAUCGAGGGCUGCAGGAGGCACCAUAUCAACUGCGAGAGCAGGUACCAGCAAGCCCAGGCGGAGCAGCUGGAGCUGGAACGCAGAGACACGGUGAGCCUCUACCAGAGGACCCUGGAGCAAAGGGCCAAGAAAUCGGGCACCGGCGGCGGGAGUAGCAAACAGCAGCAUCAGAGCAAACAGCAGCAAGAUGCCGAGUCUGCCACGGCCGAGCAGAGGAACCACACUCUGAUCAUGCUACAAGAGACAGUAAAGAGGAAACUGGAAGGAGCGCGUUCACCCCUCAAUGGAGAGCAGCAGAAUGGUGUCUGUGAUGGUAGUUUCUCUCCAACCAGCAAGCGGAUACGGAAGGAUGUACCAGGAAUCGAUACAAUCAAUAGCUUGCCCAAUAACUUGCCUUUGCCUUCUGUUUCUCCUCUUCACCAGCUUGACAUGAAGCCUUCCUUACCCCUGCAGAAGAGUGGAACUCAUGCUAGUGGGCUGGAAGACUUGGGUAAAAAUGGUGGACUUCCAGAGAUAAAGCUCCCCGUUAAUGGUUGCAGUGAGCUUGAGGACAGUUUUAACAUCCUGCAAAACAAGGAGCUAAAACAAGAACCUUUGGAUGACCCCACCUGCAUAGACACUUCUGAAACAUCCCUUUCGAAUCAAAACAAAUUAUUCUCAGAUAUUAAUCUGAAUGAUCAAGAGUGGCAGGAGUUAAUAGAUGAGCUAGCCAACACUGUACCAGAAGAUGACAUACAAGAUUUGUUCAAUGAAGACUUCGAAGAGAAGAAGGAACCAGAAUUUCCCAGGCCUGCCGCUGAGACUCAAGAAAGUGCAAGCGUUAAGAGCGAUCCAUCUCAUUCUCCAUUUGCUCACGUACCAAUGGGGUCUCCCCAGGUGAGGCCUUCUUCUUCAGGCCCUCCAUUUUCAAAUGUCUCCACAGCUUCUAGUAUAACUUCUGUAUCCAGUGCUCCACCAGCUCCAAUCUCUGCCAGCUCACCAGCAAAUUGUGUUGUUCAGUCACCUCAAACUCCCAAUCAAGCCCAUACUCCAGGUCAAACUCAGUCACGACCUGGAAAUGGUUAUCUUAUUAAUCCAGGAGCAAUGACUGUCGCAGGUUCAGGGCCUGGUCCUGUGGCUAUAUCCAGUGCUGACUUGUCUCCGGCUGAACAGCUCAAGCAAAUGGCAGCACAGCAACAACAAAGAGCUAAACUCAUGCAGCAAAAGCAGCAGCAGCAUCCAAAUCAAGCAUCAAGCUGGUCACCUGUGGGACCUCCAUCUAGUCCGUAUGGAGGACCCUUCAGUUCAGACAAACCAAAUAGUCCAAUGAUGUAUCCCCAAGCCUUUAACAACCAAAAUCCUAUAGUGCCUCCUAUGGCAAGUAAUCCACAGAAGACCACAAUUAAUAACUACCUCCCUCAAAAUCACAUGAAUAUGAUCAAUCAACAGACAAAUAAUUUGGGUACAAACUCUUUAAGCAAGCAGCCCAACAUGCUUACUUAUGGCAACACUAAACCUCUGACUCAUUUUAAUGCUGAAUUGAGUCAGAGAAUGACCCCACCAAUGGCCAAUCCCAGCAAGAACCCCAUGAUGCCAUACAUACAGCAGCAACAGUCCCAGCAGCCACAGAUGCAAGCUCAGCUGACACACCUGAGUGAGGAACAGAAACGAAUGCUUAUUAUGAAGCAGAAAGGAAUGAUGAAUCAACCAAUGGCAUAUGCAACACUUCCCUCCCUUGGCCAGGAACAGCAUCCGGUGGGACUUUCUCGGACCACAGGCCCUAUGCAGCCUUCUGUCCCACCAGGCUCCAGCAACGUGGUCACGGGUGCAAACCCAGGAGGUCCCAGUUUCCUGGGAAAUCAGCCGCAAGCAGCCAUCAUGAAGCAGAUGCUGAUUGAGCAAAGGGCCCAGCUCCAUGUGAUGGAGCAACAGAAGCAACAGUUUCUAAGGGAGCAAAGGCAGCAGCAGCAGAUCCUGGCAGAGCAGCAGUUGCAGCAGCAGUCACAUUUGCCUCGGCAACAUCUCCAGCAGCAGCGGAACUCGUAUCCAGUGCAACAAGUCAGUCAGUUCCAAGGUUCUCCCCAGGAUAUAGCAGCAGUGAGAAACCAAGCAGCGCUUCAGAGCAUGAGGACCUCCCGAAUGAUGGCCCAGAAUGCAAGCAUGAUGGCAAUGGGGCCCUCCCAGAACCCAGGCACAAUGUCGACAGCAGCUGGUCAGUCCGAGAUGGGAAUGACUCCUUACAGCAAUACAUCUACCAGCCAACCAGGAAUGUAUAAUAUGAGCACAGGAAUGAGCCAAAUGUUGCAGCACCCAAACCAAAGUGGCAUGACCCUGGCACAUAGUGCAGGCCAAGGACCAAGGCAGCCCGCGUCCGCACAAGGGGUUGGAAUUGUCAGCAGUUUUGGUCAAAGUAUCCUGGUGAACUCUAUUCCCCAGCAACAUCAGCAGAUGAAAGGACCUGUGGGCCAAGUCCUGCCCAGGCCACAAGCCCCUAGACUUCAAAACAUGAUGGCAACUGUCCCUCAAGGAGCACAGAACUGGCAGCAGCGAGGCUUACAAGGUAUCCCUGGAAGGACUAGCAGUGAAAUUGGGUCAUUCAACAAUGGCACGGCGUAUCCAGUGCAGUCUGGGCAACCAAGGCUGCCCAAGCAACAUUUUCCACAGGGAAUUAACCAGUCAGUUGUGGACACUAGUGGAACAGUCAGAGCCCUAAAUCCAGCAAUGGGAAGACAAAUGCUGCAACAGCUCCCUGCACAACAAGGAACCAGCCAAGCAAGGACAAUGGUUAUGCCUGCAAUAAGUCAGGGGGUUCCCACUAUGCCUGGUUUCAAUCAGCCCCCUACACAACAGAUGCCAGGUGGGAAUUUUGCUCAGAGCAACCAAGGUCAGACCUAUGAGAGGAAUCCCACUCAGGACAUGUCUUACAAUUACAGUAAUGAAGGAGCUGGAGGUUCCUUUUCAAGUAUAGCAGAGGGUGCGGACCUUGUGGACUCCAUCAUUAAAGGUGGACCAGGUGAUGAGUGGAUGCAAGAACUUGACGAGUUGUUUGGAAACCCAUAGUGAAUGGGCUUGUAUAGUUUAAAACUCUGAUAGUUACGUUAAAAAAAGAAAACAGGAUGUACCCCCAUCCUUGUUUUUUGCUUUUUAAUCUGUGCAAACCGAGCUGACUUGCAGCCAACUGUGGAAGAGUCAGGUGGUGGUUAAAACAUCGACGUGUCGAUUUCACAAAACUUCCACAUAGCAAUCUCCACUGCACAGCAGUACUUGCUCUGUCUGUCUGUGAGAGAGAGGGGAGGGCUGGAAAAGCAGCUGCUCUCUGUCCAUGGGACGAGCUGGCGCGUUCUGUGUGGUGAGGCACUGUUGCGCAGCGAUGCGGUGUUCCCAGUCUCUCCCACUCUAUUUUACUGUAACCGCCGCAGCUUUCAGGACGUGUGAAGAGCUAGAUCCCUCGGCCGGGAACAAAACCUAAGGGAGUUGCCAGGUGAUUGCACAGCCCAUGUCCACAGGUCAGAAAUGUGCUGAACUCUGGGUGUAAGCAGAUCCCAGAUUUCAAAGUGUACCGCUCUCUUUGAUUUGAUACAGAACAAGGCCUAUGGAGCCUACUCUAGGCUAUUGUGCAAGAAUGUCCAGCACAUGUGAUUAGCCUAAACAACCAUAGAGGGGUUACCAUUUUCACUGUAGAGAGAUAAAAAAGUUAAAAUAAAAGCUUAGCAGAACAUAAACUUGGCAAUACAAAGAGCAGGAUGGUUUGAGUACAGGACUGUUGGUGAAUAUGAGCAGGCAUACCCAAUGCUUAGGUGGGUGGGUUAACUUAAUGAGCUAUUAAUUCUCUUUUAGGCUCAUGUCUCUGCUUCUGUAUCUGGGCGCUUCGGCACAUCUGUGCUGCUUGGCAGUGUACUGUUGGCUAGCAGCUAAACAAGGUGUAAAAGGACUAAGCAGAGUGAACAGAUUACAGUAGAGUUCUGUGCAGAUCCAAUUCAAGUCCCCUUCUCUUCCUCCUUCCCCAAUAAUACUCAUGAUUUUUCCUUAACAAUGGGGAAAAAUAUGCACUGUAACACAAGGCCAUUGCACUUCACUUUUCUUCAGCCGAGCAGCAGCCCCCACAAACAGGGACAAUGAAGAAAGGAAGCAGUUGGAGAACAUUAAAAUGCACCACAAGAGUGUGGAACUCUGAAUGAGUUUCCCUUCUUCUCCUGAAUGCGCAAGAUUAGAGAUGUUGUUUGGGGCUGGGAUGCCCAUGCAGUUGAUUUAAUACUACAUGCAGCCUGCUUUUCUGUCUUAAACAGAUGUUCAGUGUAAACUUCCUAGUGCCGGGAUAAAUUUGCUGGGGUAUCCAAACAGCAGGAAUCAAGAAAGGACUGGUUGUAAUGAUCAACCACAGUCGGGGCAAAUGACUCUCUAUUGGUUAUCGCAAAUACAGGGUCUACCCAAACCAGCUUGCUAGGCAGUAGCAGUGACAUAUCUCUUGACAGGUUAAAUGCAGAUCUGUGCUGAACAUGUAACAAAACUGUGAUAUGUCUUUCAAAAUGGUGCUUUUAAAAUAAUAAAACCUGGCCCUUCAGAAUAUCUGAACCCAAUCUCUGUGAGCCAAAACAUUUGCUGAAGUGAAAAUUGUUUAAAUGAUCCAAACCUACCAAUCGACUUGUCUUCAUUUGCUUGGUUUAGGCCCCAUGGUAUGAAGCACUGACCCAUUGAAAUCUGUGGGAGCUGAGGAUGGGCAUUCAAUACCUCACAGGUUCAAGCCCUUUGUUUCUGCAUGGAGCACAGGUCUGAGCAGGAGCAAGAAAUGGGAGUAAAAUGGACCCUUUAUCCCCUCAGGUUAUGUGUACACUGCAGCCAGGUGGUGUGAUUCCCAGCUGGGUAGACAGACUGGAGCUACUGUCCUAAAAAUUAGCAGCGUGGAUAUUGUGGCACUGGCAAUGGCUCCCCCCCGGGGUCUGAGCUUGGGUCAGUAGCCUGAGCCAUCACAACAGCCUCGCCUCUAUUUUAAUGCGCUACCUUGAGCUGAGCUCAUGCAAGUCUGUGUGCUGGGAAUCGCACCUCCAGCUGCAGUGUAGACAUAGCAUCAGGUAACUCAGUGCCCUGCUGCUUGUUCACUCUUGUGUGGUAACCCUUUGCUGGGCUUGUCUAGACUAGGACAAAGGGUGUAGACAGGGCAAGCUGUAUGUUAACAUGGGUUAGCUGGUUAAGGUAAUUCCCAAACAAUCUGUUAAAAUACAGCGUGUCCCGGCUACACCAGAGUUUUAAAAUGCAUUAGUUAAAAUGUUUUACCCAACACAUUUUAAUAAUACACUUGAAGGGGCUGAUCAGUAUCCGUUGAAGUCCAUGGGAUUUGGUCUUUCCACUGAUUUCAGGGGAUGUCAGGGUGGGCCCUAAUACUGUAAAAGUGAGCACCAACUGAAGAUUUCAACCACAAGCAUUUUAUAGCUAGUAGGAUCUUAGUCAUACUAGCAUAAAGGGGGGUAGAUGAAGGGCUAGAACUGGCACUGGUGUGCUAUGUGUAAAUGUUAUCGGAGUGGGUAGGGUACAUGCUUGUCCUGCACUGUGUCAGACAGUUGCACCAUGCUAACCAAGGGUCACAUACAGCAGUGAGGACGCCAAGCAUGGUGGGGAUGGAGUGGCUGGUCUGCAUCAUUAUUUCCUGGCCUCGGUGACAAAGCAUACCCUGUCAACUAUGGAUACAUCUACACAGCAAAAAAAAAAAACUUAUGGUGCUGAGUCUCAGUGCAUGGGUCAACUGACUUGAGCUCGCCAGACUCGAGCGGUGGGGCUGAAAAUAGCCUUGUACAUGUUUUGGCUUGGGCUGGAGCCUGGGUUCCAGGACCCUCUCCCUUGCUAGGCUUCAGAGUCCAUGCUGCAGCCCAAGCCAGAACAUCUACACGGCUAUAUUCUGCCCCGCAGCAUGAGCCCUGUGAGCCUGAGUCAGUUGACCCAGGCUCUGAUUUUGCUUUGUAGAUGUAUCCUCAGAGAGGCAAACUGGGAAAUUAGAUUUAGAAACACACACGCACACGCGCACACACUGAAAAGUGACGUAAUGGAAAUUCACUUUUAUUGGAAGGGUACAGGAAUUAGCGCAUAUAUGGUGACAGGAAGUUUGCUGAUGAGGACUGAGUCGCUGUUGUCUUUGUAAAGCUUCCUCCAAAUACUCCGUACUGGGACCAAGUAAUAGAGAGGUAGAUUUUAAUAGGUUUGGUUUUUUUCUUACUAUGGUGCUGAUGUAUAUGUAAUGUUUAAAAAAAAAAAAAAAAAAAAGGUUAUUUGUAAAUAGGUUUUUACAAUUCUGCAGAUAUCACUGGGUCUACUAUCUGUAAAAUAUAUACAUAUAAAUAUAUAUAUACUGUUUGUUUAAAAUAGAGUAUUUUUAUUUCAUUCCUUAACUCAUCCUCACUGCAGUGGUAUUGCACUUCAGAUGACAUCUAAUUACUAAUUUGUACUGUAUCCCUGACAGCAACUUGCUCCAUUUUAUUCAGAUUUUUCUAGUGUUCUGUUUUUACUUUGUACAUUAAGCAUUGCUUAUUUCCUUUUGAGACCUGUACAGAGCUCUGAAAAUGUAGAAAUGACCUGAUGUUAACAUACCACUUUUAAAGAAAAAGCAAAAAAACAAAUAAAAGAUUGUUAUCUGAAUCAAAGAAAAGACUGAUUUAUAAGACUCUCACUCAUGGCACCUCACAUUCAUCCUACCAUGAUAUCCGGAUAUUAUCACUAUUAUCUUUGGGGCUUCAAAGGAAGAAGAGGGAUUGAGUUUAAAAUGGGCAUGAAGGUUAUUUUAUUCGGUUGGCUAGCUAUAAAGUAACAAUCAGUAAGAAGAAAGGGGUAAAGUCUGUUGUGGUAUAUUGAUUACAAGAGUGAACCAUUCACUUUGUGGUAUGCUUUCAUGAUCUCCAGUAACAACAGCUAUAGUUAACAUUGCAAAAACGUUUUCAUUAUAAGUCAUUUUCGCACUUUCCAAAGAAAUCAUUUUUAAGUCUUAAUUUUUUUCCAGGUUUGGGCUGUGCUUGAAGGCUUUAUUUUAAUUUUAUUUGAAUUAAAAGUUAGAGCAAAAUUGCUUCAGUCUUAUCUGAGUUAUGGGAGAGUAAAAAAGAUACAGCAUUCCCACUGUAAAAAUAAAUAAAUAAAUAAAUAAAUCUUCGAAAAGGGCUACAGUGAAAUCAGCUGAAGUUCAAAACUCAAUAUUUGGCACACACUUAGCACUCAAUGAGGUACAGUGCUUUUGCCUCCUUUGUGUGGGGAAAAAUUGAAAAAACAAACAAAAUGAGAUUCAUUGGAGUUGAGGGUGCUCGGUAUCUCCUGGGAUCAGGCCCUCAUUUUGUGUUAAGUGUAUUUAAGCUUGUAUUAUGAUGGUAGCAAUUUAAUUUGCCCUCAUCAAUAAUCCAAUCCCUUCCUUGUGAGUGAGUGGUCAGCCCCUGGAUUUGUAUUGGAGUUUAUCCAGUCAAGAAUCUGGUUGUUACCCUGUAAAACAUAGAAGAAAUAAUAUGAAAGGAGCAUGUGCUACUGCUAGACUCAGAACCCUGCUGAAUUCUGGUCUUGGCACUGCCACCAAGUUAUGUGGCUUUGAGAAAGUCUCCAGGCCUGUCAGUCACUCCAUUGAAGCCAAUGGAAUUACACUGAUAUAAACCUACUAUGUUUCCCCACAUGUAAAAUGAAGAUGAUAAUACGUACUUACCUCAGAGGAAUGUUAGUGUUUGUCCAGUGCUUGGUAAAUUGCGUAAGUAGAUCAGUGAACUAUCCAAAGGCAAUGUGGAUUUCUCUAAUUUUAGGUAGCCCACCUCAGCUCUGUAGUAAGCAGGUGUAACUCCCAUAAUUUUGGUCCCAUAUUUCUUCUUUAGCAAUGCUGCUCUGUGUUGUUAAACAGCUGCUGUAUUUCAUCCCAGAAGUGGCAACAUUUCAUUGACGUGUAGUACAUAUAGUUAGUAUAUCACUUUGCUCCUUUUGUACAGUGGUUAGGGGCCUUGGGAUGGCAGGUUCUCUAUAAACAUACCAAUGCAAGGCUAAGGUUUAUCAUGCCUGAACACUGCUUAAAGAUGGCCUUUGUGGAUCCUCUAGAAGUACUUCAUUACUAUGAUUUAAUUUGGUUCCCUACUACCAUCCCCUCUCAAUUUUUCUGGAGGCAGCACCUCUGAUCGUGACUGUCAAGAGGCAUCAUAUCUGGUAGGAUAGAUUUUUCUGUCUCUCUUCUUACUUCUUAGUGGACCAAAUCCAAGCCCAUUGAAGUCAAUGGAAAGAGUCUCACUAACUUCAGUGGGUGCGGGAUCAGGCCCUAUAUCUCCUGUUUUUCCCCCUGGAGCCAUGCUGUUUGGGCAUCUCUCCAGCCUCAGGAGCUUCAAGGCAAGUGUCCUUUAAAAGCGCAAAAGACAGACUAUUCAUCAUCAUUGUUCCCUCUGCAACAAUAACUGCCUCACCCAUGUUGAAUUUUAAUUCUUUGGAUACACGUAGUUAGCAACCUCAUUGCUAUUCAGUCAUCACAAAUGCUAGAAUAUGGCAAGUGAUCUAGUUACAGUGACUAUGGAUGCCUCAGCUCCAAUCUUAUAAUUGAUCAUCAUGUGGAAGAUGAUUAAUGGUCUGACUCAACAUCUGUUUAAGUCAAUGGUCUUUGAAUUAGGCCCUAAAUGUCACAUAGUGCCCUGAAUGACCAGAACUAAGUGCAUACAAUAUUUAUGGCCAAACCCCAGCUGCAGAUGUAUGCCAGAAGGACUCUCUGCCUACAAGCUCCCAUUUAUCUGAACAGAUUUGGUGUCACCCAAAUUGUUUGAAUAAUCAGGAAUCUGCUAUAACUUUAUUUAGACCUAUUUAAAGACAUUUAACAGCUUUGCCUUUUUUCUUUCUUCGGUGCUGUUUCAAUUCAACCUCAGCACCAUGCCCGGAAAGCCCACCAGGCAGUGAUUUUUCUCUCUUCCCCGCCCCCUUUUAAUGAAAACUGUUUUCACAGUCAGUUUGCUUUCGUUAUUAUUUUAUGACUCUCUGUGAGCUUUGGCAGUGCUGGAGCGUUUGUCUAGUCUCUCCCAUACAUCAGCCAUCUGUGCUUUAUGGAGAAACAAUGAAAUAGAUUCAGUUGCUUGACUAGCAUCUGUGCCUAGCUGUGUCUGGUUUAGGUCCUGAUCCUGCCACUGACUCCAGGUUGGCAGACAUCUGUUCCCUCAUGAAGACCCAUUGACUUCAGUGGGGCUCUCUGCGAAAACAGGGGUCUGCCCAUAGAGAGGCCCCAAAUCAGGAAAGUGUCCCUGUUCAGGAAAGGCGCUUUGUGGGACUUAAACACAUACUGACUUUAAGCACGUGCUUAACUUUAAGUAAGACUUAAUCAUGUGCUUGAAGUCAAUGAAGUCUGUCUAUAUUCAAGAAAGCACUGUAAACACAUGCUUAAAUGUUCUCCUGAAUCAGGGCUGGAGUCGCUUGCAGGACUGGGGCCACAGAUUCUAAAUGCCUCUGUGCAGGGACCAUGUGUUUCUCUAUGUUCAGCCCCAAGUAUGAUGCAGAGCAGGAAGAAUCCAGCAGCCAUGGCAGGGCUGAAGGACAUUGGGUAGAAUAGUUGUCAUGUGCAACAACUAUUUCAAUUAAGCCACUCACUGGAUUAACAUUGUCUGAAUUCAAUGUAAUUUUUGCUGUCAUACAAUAUUGUACACAUGAGACCAGUUCAUUAAACAUGUAACUCAAAA